AUGGGGCUGCCCCCGCCAGGGCUAUGGCUGAAGAGGCUCUGGGUCCUCUUUCAGGUGGCCCUGCAUGUGGCCAUAGGCAAAGUGCUCCUGACGCUGUUUCCCAGGAGGGUCAAGCAGAACAUCCUGGCCAUGGGUGAGAAGACUGGCAUGACCAGGAACCCACACUUCUCCCAUGAAAACUGGAUCCCUACCUUCUUCAGUGCCCAGUAUUUCUGGUUUAUCCUGAAGGUCCGUUGGCAGCGACUGGAGGACAUGACUGAACAAGGGGGUCUGGCCCCAAACUGCCCUGUAGUCCGCCUGUCAGGAGAGAGGUGCAGCAUCUGGGACUUCAUGCAAGGCAACAGACCCUUGGUGCUGAAUUUUGGAAGUUGCACCUGACCUUCAUUUAUUUUCAAAUUUGACCAAUUCAAGAGACUUAUUGAAGAUUUUGGUUCCGUAGCAGAUUUUCUCAUCAUUUACAUUGAAGAAGCACAUGCAUCAGAUGGCUGGGCUUUUAAGAACAACGUGGACAUCAAGAAUCACCGGAAUCUCCAGGACCGCUUGCGAGCAGCCCACCUGCUGCUGGACAGGAGCCCCCAGUGCCCCGUGGUGGUAGACACAAUGAAGAACCAGAGCAGCUCGUGCUACGCAGCACUGCCAGAGCGGCUCUAUGUGCUCCAGGAGGGCAGGAUCCUGUACAAGGGUAAACCUGGUCCUUGGAACUACCAUCCAGAGGAAGUUCGUGCUGUUCUGGAAAAGCUCCACAGUUAA
Budorcas taxicolor (takin) is the source of this 750-nucleotide messenger RNA. RefSeq names its product iodothyronine deiodinase 1 (gene DIO1). Gene Ontology annotation, molecular function: thyroxine 5'-deiodinase activity. The transcript has 4 exons. Lineage: Eukaryota; Metazoa; Chordata; Mammalia; Artiodactyla; Bovidae. The record is from RefSeq and is a predicted model, not a curated record.